This is a messenger RNA of Hypomesus transpacificus, 3239 nucleotides long. RefSeq names its product potassium inwardly rectifying channel subfamily J member 2a (gene kcnj2a). NCBI's taxonomy places the organism in Eukaryota, Metazoa, Chordata, Actinopteri, Osmeriformes, Osmeridae. Gene Ontology annotation, biological process: potassium ion import across plasma membrane; regulation of monoatomic ion transmembrane transport. The coding region runs from base 462 to 1745 and encodes 427 amino acids. Gene Ontology annotation, molecular function: inward rectifier potassium channel activity. The record is from RefSeq and is a predicted model, not a curated record. The transcript has 2 exons. Gene Ontology annotation, cellular component: plasma membrane.
UUUGCUAAGCACAUUAUCAAGACCGGUCAAUUUGGUGGCAUGAGGUGAUUUCAGUUCUCGCUGUAAUAAAAUACAAAAUACAUCAUCCUUCUUCGAGUAACGAGUAGAAAACGAGUAGGAACGAGUGGAUAGCGGAGGACCUGUCUUCUGGAAUAUAAUAUAUCAACCAACUACCUCUACAAAUGAGCAACAGCAUAUAUAAUUGAUGCGGUCCUGCUGUCCGAUGAGAGAGGAUUGACCAGCUCGUCCUCAGCUCAACAGACGUCUCCCUGGUCCGAGUCGAGCUAGGGGCCACCAAGGACACCCCAAGAGGCACCUCAUCUGUCCACCCUUCCUUCGACACCAUUUCUUGCUUGAGUCGGACCCCCGUAAGCGUUUCAAAACUGUUUCUCCAACGCUUCUUCCAGAAACUCAGACUGUUUUCCAGAGCAGAAGCAGCACAGCCCUCCCAGACAGAGGUGAUGGGAAGUGUGCGCGCUGACCGCUACAGCAUUGUAUCAUCCGAGGAGGACGGAAUGAAGUUAGCCACCAUGGCGGUACCCAACGGCUACGGGAACGGCAAGGGCAAGGUGCACACGCGGCGCCAGAUUCAGAGCCGGUUUGUCAAGAAGGAUGGUCACUGCAAUGUGCAUUUCAUCAACGUGAGCGAGAAAGGCCAGCGCUAUUUGGCCGACCUCUUCACCACCUGCGUGGACAUCCGUUGGCGGUGGAUGUUUGUUAUUUUCUGCCUGGCCUUCCUCCUGUCGUGGCUGUUUUUCGGCUGCGUCUUCUGGUUGGUCGCCAUCUUUCACGGGGAUUUAGAAAACAGCAGCCAGAAGUGUGUCUCCAACGUCAGUAGCUUCACCGCGGCUUUUCUCUUCUCCAUCGAGACGCAAACGACAAUCGGCUACGGCUACCGAUACGUGACGGACGAGUGCCCAGUCGCCGUCUUCAUGGUGGUCUUCCAGAGCAUCGUGGGCUGCAUCAUCGACGCCUUCAUCAUCGGCGCCGUCAUGGCCAAGAUGGCCAAGCCCAAGAAGAGGAACGAGACACUGGUGUUUAGCCACAACGCCACGGUGGCCAUGAGAGACAACAAGCUGUGCUUGAUGUGGCGCGUGGGGAACCUGAGGAAGAGCCACCUGGUGGAGGCCCACGUCAGGGCUCAGCUCCUCAAGUCCCGCACCACGGCGGAGGGGGAGUUCAUCCCCCUGGACCAGAUGGACAUCGACGUGGGCUUCGACAGCGGGGUCGACCGCAUCUUCCUGGUGUCGCCCAUCACCAUCGUCCACGAGAUCGACGAGGACAGUCCCUUCUAUGACAUGAGCAAGCAGGAGCUGGAGACCUCAGAGUUUGAGAUUGUGGUCAUCCUGGAGGGCAUGGUGGAGGCCACGGCCAUGACCACCCAGUGCCGCAGCUCCUACCUGGCCUCUGAGAUCCUCUGGGGCCACCGCUUUGAGCCUGUGCUCUUCGAGGAGAAGAACUACUACAAGGUGGACUACUCUCGCUUUCAUACGACAUAUGAGGUGCCGAGCACCCCGCUGUGCUGUGCCAGAGACCUCGCGGAGAAAAAAUACAUCCUAUCCAACUCUAACUCCUUCUGCUACGAGAACGAGGUGGCGCUCGCGAGCAAGGAGGACACAGACGAGGGGAACGGGGGGAGUGUGGGCCCGGACGGAACUCAGACGGACAAUGUUUCAGACACUGACCACAGCCAGGCCACGGUGCCGCUAGAGUCGCGUCCUCUGAGGCGAGAAUCUGAGAUAUGACUGGUGGAGACCUCGCAUAUGAGAUCCUCCUUAACGACCUGCUCUAAAAGGCACAUUGACACGAGCUGGGCCUUGGGUGAAGGACAGGUUCCCGCUGAUGGUACGGCUGUGGGAAGGGGCUAGGACUGGGGAACGCAUGUAACGGGAAGUUCUCAGUAUGACAAAAUCUUAGCACGCUGAAAGUGUGUGCAUAGGAGGAAAAGUCUCCCACAAAAGACGUAUUUUGUGUCCAUUGACUGGAGCAUACCAUGUCACAUUAGGAAAGGGGGGGGGGGUUUAGAUGACUUGAAAAUGUCAGGGAUUUGUCUGUUGAUUGGCCCAGUUAACGAUGUACACGAGGGUUUGUUAUGAAGGUGUUUUUGAUGCUUCAACAGUCUUUCUUAAAUGUUGGAAGGUGCAGGAGCUCUGCUUUUACACGUAGGGAAACACGGGCAAAUAUGCAAGGAUACUCAUCGAGAACUAGAUUUGCUCUAAAACAGAAACAUUUAGCUAAUUUGCACAUUAAUUGGGCAUACGUUUGUAAAAGGUCCUUUUAAAGUUAUUGGAUGUUUCAUCCAUGAAUCCCUUUCAGAAACAAAAAUAAUUUUCCAAACUGAAAUAGUACUUAUACAAGGAAUGACUGGUUCUUUAUAAAAGUAACUGAACACAUUUUUAAAUCUUUGUCUGAUGGUGUUGCCAUCUUAGUGAUGGCAUAGUGAAAUAUGAUUUUCUUACUAGCUGUUUGCUAUAUCAAUAUGUGUCUGAGGCAGAAAUGGUACACUGCAUGAAUGAUUAUGAGCUGGUCUCUCGACAGACAUCACACAUGGCAGAGUUCUAAAGAAGAAACAUUCUUGACAGAAGAUUUUUGUAUGUAUUGGAACUAUUUUUUUGAUCAGGCGAGCAACGAUGUUUCUAAAACAUAUAGAUUAUUUUCUGUCUCGUAUCUCAUCCCACAGAAUAGUUGCUGGUCAAAUUGAUGGAAACGAGCCUGUUUACGUGAAGGAAUUAAGCAGGGUAGACGUAUCAGUAUAGAAAUGAAGCGGAGGAUAACUGAAGCCUACAAAAUGGAGGAGUGGUGGUGGGCUAGAAUGAGCAUAUGAAUGUUCUUAAAAGUGCUGCUAUGUUGUUGCAUUUUAUAGGGUUUGACAACAAAAGCCAAAGAGUAUUAUUAUUAUAGUUAAAAAGUGUUUUUUUUUCACUUGUAAGACUGAUAUGCGUAAAUAAUUUCUAAGUAAAAAGAAUAUUUUUCAACUAGUUGUUCACAUUUUAUUACCUUUGAGCCCCUCGAUACGAAGCCUUUGUCAUCGUCAAUAGAAACAUGCAAAGUCUGAGUCAGCCACACGAUGCCACAAACAGUUAAAACAGUUAUGAGGUGAAAUAGACGGUGCUUAUCAAUUGUCCUAAACAAUCAUCUUGACGGAUUUGUAGUUCUUGCAUCUAAAGACUCAAAUGAAGUCUCGACAGGAUAUUGUUAGUUCAAGAGCAUCCAAUUAAAACAUUAUAAUCCUUAAUCUC